Molecule: messenger RNA, 1341 nt
Organism: Zygotorulaspora mrakii
Lineage: Eukaryota; Fungi; Ascomycota; Saccharomycetes; Saccharomycetales; Saccharomycetaceae
Gene: NAP1
Product: histone chaperone NAP1
Exons: 1
Coding region: 1-1341 (446 amino acids)
Biological process (GO): nucleosome assembly
Cellular component (GO): chromatin; nucleus
Molecular function (GO): chromatin binding; histone binding
Source: RefSeq, a predicted model, not a curated record
AUGUCAGAACCGAUUAGAACGAAGCCAAAGUCUUCGAUGAAAAUUGACAAUGCACCAACGCCUCAUAAUACACCAGCGAGUGUGCUAAACAAUAGUUUUUUGAAAAAUGGCAACCCAGUGGGCCACCAACCAGGCGGCAGAACAUCAAAUAGAGAGGGCACAAUCCCACAAACUAUCAGUGAAGAAGAUAUUCAAAGCGCGCUUGCCAACCAGCCUUUGCUUUUGCAGAGCAUUCAAGACAAGCUUGGUUCACUGGUUGGCCAAGACAGCGGCUACGUCUCACAAUUGCCCAAGUCCGUAAGGGAACGCAUCUACGGUUUGAAGAAACUUCAAAAUGACUUGUUCUCGAUCGAGAAGGAUUUUCAAAUUGAUAUGUUUGAACUGGAACAAAAAUACUUGACCAAAUAUGGACCCCUACAUGAGCGUCGUUGCAGGAUUGUCAAGGGUGAAGAGAACCCCACGCCGGAAGAAGUCGCCAAAGGUAGAGAGCUGGAGCUGGAAGAAGAGGGCGACGAAGACGAAGGAGAGGAAGAAAAAGAAGCUGACGAAAGCGGUGAAGAUGACAUAAAGGGCAUUCCAUCGUUCUGGCUCACCGCGCUAGAGAACCUUCCUGUUGUCUCGGAAACAAUCACCGACCGCGAUGCAGAAAUUCUAGAUUUCUUGAUCGACGUCAGAGUUGAAUACCUGACAAACGGCAAACCGGGAUUCAAGCUACUCUUCGAAUUCGAUCCAGAGACACCCUACUUGAAGGAAAAGCUUCUUGUAAAGACAUACCACUACCAGAGUGAACUGGGCUAUUCCGGAGACUUCAUCUACGACCAUGCAGACGGACAGAAGAUCACAUGGUCCGACAAAGAAUCGAACCCCACGAUCUCGGUGGAAAUGCGCAAGCAGCGGAAUAAGGUCACAAAACAAGUCAGAACGAUCGAGAAGGUAACGCCAGUAGACUCCUUCUUCAACUUUUUCGAUCCUCCAACGGUCCCCAGCACAAAGGACAACGCCGCGACUGACAACGGCGAAGGCGAAAGCGAAGACCAAGACGGGCAGGACGAAGAGGAGCUCGCGGACCUCGAGGCCCGUCUAGCGCUGGACUACUCCAUCGGCGAGCAGAUCAAGGACAAGCUGGUCCCGAGAGCCAUCGACUGGUUCACAGGUGCCGCGCUGGAGUACGAGUUCGACAACGAGGCCGCAGAAACCGAGCUCGAAGAUGAUUAUCAGGACGGAGAAGACGACGACGAAGACGACGACGACGACGACGACGACGAAGAUCAAGACGGAAACGAAGAGCCCGACGAUUUUGCCGCCGCCAAGGAGCAGCCACCCGACUGCAAGCAGUCCUGA